AUCCGAGAAAGAAAGCGAAAGAGCAUUGCAAUUCUCCUGCCUCUGGCGCUUUGCUGAUUCCUGUUAAGAAAUCCAACUCAGAUCCCGAAAGGGCUGCACGUCUCGUUGCGAUCCAACUCGGUGAAUAUUUUGAGCUGCUGAAGGAGAAUGAAGAGAAAGAGGGACUCACCAGACGCAGCGACCAUGUCCACUGUCGAUGACGGCAAUCGUUAUCGGGGGCCGAAUUCGAGGUGUUUUUGAGUUUCAGAGGCCCCGAUACUCACCUCAACUUCACUGAUUGCCUUUAUCACUCCUUAGACAAAGCUGGAAUUCGAGUUUUCAGAGACGAUGAAAAUAUCCGAAAGGGCAAAAAGAUUGAAGGCGAACUUCUGCGUGUCAUUGAAUCCUCCAAAAUAUAUUUGCCUGUCUUCUCUAGGAACUACGCAUCAAGUAAGUGGUGUCUUCACGAGCUCACACACAUGCUGAAGUGCUUGAGCAAAGCGAAUGACAAAGUGAUCCUACCCAUUUUUUAUGACGUAAAUCCUGACGAUGUAAAGCUUAAAACUCGAUUGUACUCCAAUGCUCUGAAAAAGCAUGAGAAGAAGUUCAGCUGCAAUCAGAUUCGGCAAUGGAAGGAAGCUUUGACCAAGGUCUCAAAAAUCAAGGGAUGGGGCAUGAAGGACAAAGGCCACGGUGAAAUCAUCAACACUAUCGUUGAUGAGGUUUUGACCAAGCUGAUGAAAAGAAUGAGAAAUCUACCUAAUCAUUUAGUCGGGAUCCAUGAUCAUGUUGAAGCUAUCAUGGACAUGUUAAACAAAGGUUCUCAUGAUGUUCACUACCUGGUCAUCCAUGGAAUGGGCGGUAUCGAACUAUUUUCAUGUAAUUUGGGGUAUCGAUGGCACUAUAGUUGAUCAUCAUGGUUUCAGCAGACAAGCCGAUUUGUUCGAGGCUGAAGGUGGGGGCUCGGUGCAUCGUAGAUCAAUUGCGAUAUGGUUGAAUCUCGUAUGACCACCUUGUAGCUUCUUCUUUUUUUCCCCAAAUGCGUGUAAAUCUAUUCCUUUUUUUUUUCCGAUAACGU
Eucalyptus grandis is the source of this 1057-nucleotide messenger RNA. Its product is annotated as TMV resistance protein N-like. The transcript has 3 exons. The record is from RefSeq and is a predicted model, not a curated record. Lineage: Eukaryota; Viridiplantae; Streptophyta; Magnoliopsida; Myrtales; Myrtaceae. Gene Ontology annotation, biological process: defense response; signal transduction. Bases 459 to 890 code for a protein of 143 amino acids.